Phyllostomus hastatus (greater spear-nosed bat) is the source of this 1471-nucleotide messenger RNA. It is a transcript of the gene CAPNS1, whose product is annotated as calpain small subunit 1. NCBI's taxonomy places the organism in Eukaryota, Metazoa, Chordata, Mammalia, Chiroptera, Phyllostomidae. Gene Ontology annotation, molecular function: calcium ion binding. The transcript is spliced from 11 exons. Bases 165 to 953 code for a protein of 262 amino acids. The record is from RefSeq and is a predicted model, not a curated record.
AGGACCGCGCGGAUGCCGGCUGGGCGGCCCCGCAGAGGCUAACCUGGUCCAAGCAGCUUGAGUCACCAGCCCCGCCCUGCGAAGCCGGAUGCAGCCAGAGGCCCGGGAGCGGCCUAGACGAGCGGAUCCGCGGAUUUGUGAGAGAGGAAUCUUGAGUCGCAGCCAUGUUCCUGGUUAACUCGUUCUUGAAAGGCGGCAGCGACGGGGGAGGCGGGGGUCUGGGCGGGGGUCUGGGGAAUGUGCUCGGAGGCCUGAUCAGUGGAGGGGGCGGAGGGGGCGGCGGCGGCGGCGGCGGCGGCGGCGGCGGCGGCGGAACUGCCAUGCGCAUCCUGGGCGGAGUCAUUAGCGCGAUCAGUGAGGCGGCUGCUCAGUACAACCCAGAACCCCCGCCCCCACGAACCCAUUACUCCAACAUUGAAGCCAACGAGAGUGAGGAGGUCCGGCAGUUCCGGAGGCUCUUUGCCCAGCUGGCUGGAGAUGACAUGGAGGUCAGUGCAACAGAACUCAUGAACAUUCUCAACAAGGUCGUGACCCGACAUCCUGAUCUGAAGACUGAUGGUUUUGGCAUUGACACAUGUCGCAGCAUGGUGGCCGUGAUGGAUAGUGACACAACAGGCAAGCUGGGUUUCGAGGAAUUCAAGUAUUUGUGGAACAAUAUCAAAAAGUGGCAGGCCAUAUACAAACAAUUUGAUGUUGACCGUUCAGGGACCAUUGGCAGCAGUGAACUCCCGGGGGCCUUUGAGGCAGCAGGAUUCCACCUAAAUGAACAUCUCUACAACAUGAUCAUCCGACGUUACUCUGAUGAAGGAGGGAACAUGGAUUUUGACAACUUCAUCAGCUGCCUGGUCAGGCUGGAUGCCAUGUUCCGUGCCUUCAAAUCUCUUGACAAAGAUGGCACUGGACAAAUUCAGGUGAACAUCCAGGAGUGGCUGCAGCUGACUAUGUAUUCCUGAAUGGGAACCCCAGACCUCUUCCCUCAUCACCUCACUAUAGGUGUCACCUUGGACUUUUUGGUCUCUCCCAGGGCUAAUCCUGUCUGCAGUCACAUCUUUGUGGGGCGCGCUGACUCACCAGCUUUUCCUUUCUCCCAGCCGUUGGCAUCUUGCUUCUCAGGCAACAGCUAGGGCCCAAUAUGUCCCAACACGCCAUGCCCCAAGUUACCCCUGGCUCUAAGACAUUCUAACACACCCUGCCCCAUGAGUCCUCCACCUUCUGCACACCCACUUCUCACCCUGUCCAUGACCUUUCUUGUAUAUCUGUGCCAAGUUGUGUUGCUUCCAUUCCCCAAGGGCCCUUCUCUAAGUUCUGGGAGGAUCACCCCCAUCCCUGUGCACCCUGGCGCACCUGUUCAAUUAACUAUCCAGACAGCUGAACUCCAGGCCAUAACAGGCCCACAUGCUCCAGUGCCUUUGUAUUCUGCUCCCAGCCUGCCAGGCCCUGUAGGAAAUAAAUUUACCCCAGUUAUUGCUGA